UACCUUCUUCCUCAGUGGAAAGAAGUGUACGAGUUUAGACGAACAACAGCGAGCAGAAAAAUGGCCCAGAGGUGGUUGCUGAAUUUAAUAGGGGUUUUGGUUACUUGAUGUUUUUUUUUUUAAAACACGUUGAUGUGUCGUUGUCUGCACUCAGGAAGUGUAUUUUACGGCCUUUUGCUGCUCAGGGAGUCCGUCUCUAGUACGUAAACAAACAUGACCGUCGCCGUCUCCAGGCAGAGACACGCUGCCGUCGCUGCAGACUCCUCAGGCUCUUCUCUUUCCGUUACUGCAAGCCUCAUGCGACUCUCUAAACACGUCAAAUAUGAAAAUCUUGCAGCCGGACUCAGUGGAGGUGUUCUUUCCACAAUGGUGUUACACCCCCUGGAUCUGAUCAAAAUCAGGUUUGCAGUAAGCGAUGGUCUGAAAAUGCGACCCCAGUACGAUGGGAUAGUGCACUGCAUGAAGACCAUCUGGAAGCUGGAAGGGAUUAGAGGACUCUAUCAGGGUGUGACCCCCAACAUCUGGGGGGCCGGGGCAUCGUGGGGCCUGUACUUCCUCUUUUAUAAUGCUAUUAAAGCGUACACACGGGAGGUACGGCAAACAGAGCUGAGUGCUGGAGAACACCUGGUGUCUGCAGCGGAGGCAGGCAUUUUGACGCUUUGCCUCACCAACCCAGUCUGGGUGACAAAGACCCGGCUGGUGCUGCAGUACAAUGCAGACCCGUCACGGAAGCAGUACAAGGGAAUGAUGGACGCCCUCGUGAAAAUAUACCGUCACGAGGGUAUCCCGGGACUCUACAGGGGUUUCGUACCUGGGCUGGUGGGGACUUCCCAUGCUGCAUUGCAGUUCAUGACCUACGAGGGGCUAAAAAGAGAGCAGAACAAAUAUAAGAAGAUGCCGACUGAAUCCCUGCUGUCUCCAUUGGAAUACAUCACCAUGGCAGCCAUUUCCAAAAUAUUUGCUGUAGCAGUGACCUACCCGUACCAGGUGGUGCGCGCUCGCCUGCAGGACCAGCACAACACCUACAGCGGCAUCGUGGACGUCGUCCGGAGGACGUGGAGCAACGAGGGGAUCGAGGGCUUUUACAAAGGCAUGGUCCCAAACCUGGUGCGAGUCAUUCCAGCGUGCUGCAUCACCUUUUUGGUGUUCGAAAAUGUGUCACGCUUACUUUUGGGCGAGUAUCACUAAAGCUUCAGGUACACACACACCAAACGCUACGACGGACCAAUUCAAAAGCAAAAUACCAGGAUGUGUGUGUGUGUGUGUGAGUGUGUGUGUCAGAGACGGACAGGAAUACCAAACAUUUCCUGUUUAGCUCUGAACUGGACGUGCAGACAAAAUUAGCAUUUAGCGUGUGCACUGAAUGAAAAGAAGAAAAUACAGGUGCAGACAAAUAUAGAAAGAGAGAGAGAGAGAUUGUUUUAUUGUUGAGUUUAUUGAGGGAGUAUCCAUGUUGUCUUGAAUAUUCAACCACAAAAAAGAUGUCAUU
Molecule: messenger RNA, 1489 nt
Organism: Carassius carassius (crucian carp)
Lineage: Eukaryota; Metazoa; Chordata; Actinopteri; Cypriniformes; Cyprinidae
Product: mitochondrial folate transporter/carrier-like
Exons: 7
Coding region: 214-1188 (324 amino acids)
Biological process (GO): folate import into mitochondrion; nucleotide transport
Cellular component (GO): mitochondrion
Molecular function (GO): FAD transmembrane transporter activity; folic acid transmembrane transporter activity
Source: RefSeq, a predicted model, not a curated record